Ceratotherium simum simum (southern white rhinoceros) is the source of this 654-nucleotide messenger RNA. Lineage: Eukaryota; Metazoa; Chordata; Mammalia; Perissodactyla; Rhinocerotidae. The record is from RefSeq and is a predicted model, not a curated record.
AUGAGUUCUAUGAGACAAUGUAUUUUCAAUUACUUGGAACACGGAAAUUAUCCAUAUUGGGGAAAAAAUUAUUUACAGGGUCAAUCUGUAAAAGUUGAAUGCCAUUCUGGCUACAGUCUUCCAGAUGAGCAGACAUUAAUGACAUGUACGGAGAACGGCUGGUCUCCACCUCCCAAAUGCAUCCGUGUCAAAACAUGUUCAAAAUCAGAUAUAGAAAUUGAGAAUGGAUUUAUUUCUGAAUCUGACUUUACAUAUCCCUUAAAUAAACGAGCACGAUAUAAGUGUAAACCAGGAUAUGUAACAGCAGGUGGUAAAGCAUCAGGAUCAAUUACAUGUCUGCAAAGUGGAUGGUCAGCUCAGCCCACGUGCAUUAAAUCUUGUGAUAUGCCACAUAUUGAGAAGGCCAGAGCCAAAAGCGAUAGAACAUGGUUUAAGCUCAAUGACAGAUUGGACUACGUGUGCCGUGAUGGCUAUGAGAGCAGAGAUGGACGCACCACAGGUUCCAUAGUUUGUGGAAAUGAUGGCUGGUCUGAUACACCCACAUGUUAUGAUGACAGGAAACAUGAAGGAGAAGAAGUUGGAGUGACAGAGACAGCAGUGGAAACUGAUGUGGCCAACAUGGCUUUCUAUUGCAAAUUUUAUAAAAACUUAUGA